AGAAUCAGUCUGUCGGCGUCCUUUGAGGCCUUGGCCAUCUACUUCCCUUGCAUGAACUCUUUUGACGAGGACGAUGGGGUGGAGACGGAGGGCAGGCGGAUGAAGGGAGGCAUCCAGAGGAGCACGGAGACGGGCCUGGCCGUGGAGAUGCCGAGUCGGACAGUCCGGCAGGCCAGCCACGAGUCCAUCGAGGACAGCAUGAACAGCUACGGCUCCGAGGGCAAUCUGAACUACAGUGGGAUGUGUCUAGCAUCGGAUGCCCAGUUCAGUGACUUUCUGGAUGGGAUGGGCCCUGCCCAGUUCGUUGGGCGACAGACACUGGCAACGACAUCCAUGGGUGAUGUAGAGAUUGGUCUGACAGAGCGGAAUGGAGGUCUGGAGGUGGAGGUGGUACAGGCCAGAGGACUCAUCAUGAAACCAGGCUCCAAGGGACCUCCAGCGGCCUACAUCAAAGUGUACCUUCUGGAAAAAGGGAUGUGUGUCGCCAAAAAGAAAACCAAGUCAGUGAGGAAGUCCCUGGAUCCUCUCUACAACCAGGUCCUUGUCUUCUCUGAGAGCCCCCAGGGCAAGGUGGUUCAGGUAAUUGUUUGGGGCAACUAUGGAAGGAUGGAUCGGAAAUGCUUUAUGGGCGUGGCCCGCAUCCUACUGGAGGAGCUAGACCUCAGCUCAAUGGUGAUUGGUUGGUACAAGCUGUUCCCAACCUCCUCCAUGGUGGACCCCAGGAUGGCACCUCUCAUCCGCCAUUCAUCACAGAUGUCACUGGAGAGCACCAUUGGGCCCUGUUGUGACCGAUCCUAA
This is a messenger RNA of Lampris incognitus (smalleye Pacific opah), 798 nucleotides long. RefSeq names its product regulating synaptic membrane exocytosis 4 (gene rims4). The record is from RefSeq and is a predicted model, not a curated record. Gene Ontology annotation, molecular function: transmembrane transporter binding; small GTPase binding. Gene Ontology annotation, cellular component: cytoskeleton of presynaptic active zone; presynaptic membrane. Bases 52 to 798 code for a protein of 248 amino acids. Gene Ontology annotation, biological process: calcium ion-regulated exocytosis of neurotransmitter; regulation of synaptic plasticity; positive regulation of synaptic transmission. NCBI's taxonomy places the organism in Eukaryota, Metazoa, Chordata, Actinopteri, Lampriformes, Lampridae. The transcript is spliced from 6 exons.